UUCUGACAUUCGCACGUGAAGUGAUUUUUCGCACGUAAAAAAAUUGAAUUCCUUUACUUAAAACUUAAUUGAAAACCACAAAAACAUGUCCACUGAUAAAUUAUUACGAUGCUACAACAAGGGUUGCGGAAAGGAGUUCAAAGAAGGCGRCGAAAGCGAAGAUUGCUAUCACCAUCCAGGUGUUCCUGUUUUYCACGAUGCUCUCAAAGGCUGGUCCUGCUGUAAGAAGAGAGUUACUGAUUUUACUGAAUUUCUUAACAUUGCACCCUGUACAAAGUCCAAACACAGCAACAUCAAACCCCCAGAACCUGUCAAGAUAGAAGAAAAGCCUUUAGAGAAAGACGAGAUAAUUGAAGUGAGACAACCACUUAAAACAUUAAAAGAACCGCAGCAAAGACCAAGUGAUGAUUUACCAAAAAUCAAACUCAAAACUACAGUCACUCAUUCCUUAAAGCAAGCACUUCUUAAACUCAAAGAACAGAGCGAGCAACAGAAAUCUAAAGAAGCUGAUGAUGACUCCGAUACCAUCAAACCAGGAACAAUGUGUCAUAAUAAUGCUUGCUCUACAACUUAUAAAAAUGAAAGUUCUAAUGAUGAGAAGUGCUGGUACCAUCCUGGUACUCCUAUYUUCCAUGAAGGAUAUAAAUUUUGGACCUGCUGUCAGAAAAGAACAUCUGAUUUCAAUGAGUUUUUAAAGCAAGAAGGUUGUACACCUGGUGCACAUCGCUGGAAGCUCACAGAAGAGGAAAAAAAGAAACUAGUAGUAUGCAGAUAUGAUUGGUAUCAAAUGGGAAACACUGUAGUUCUUUCCAUUUAUGCUAAAAACUGUGAUCCAGAACAAACGACCAUAGAAGCAAAUCAAACUAUUCUCAACGCWGACGUUAUAUUUGGAGAAUCGAACUCAUUUCAAUUGAAUAUUAAACUUAACAAGCUCAUAAAUCCAUCCAAAAGCUCAGUCACUUUAUCUGCUACAAAAGUAGAGAUAAAACUACAAAAGGCGGACAUUGGUGCAUGGAAAACACUUGAAAUCACUGAAGACGAGGAAAAUGACAAAAUYGUUAAAUAACACAAAUGUUGUAAGAAUUUUUUGUAGUUGGAAUAGCCCGUAAGUAUUAAGUUAAGCCACAAACCUUUAUGGCACGAAUAGAAUUGCAAAAAGCGCGAAUUUGUGUAUGGAAAACAUUUUAACGACGAACAAAAUGACAAAAUUCUUAAAUCAAAAACUGAAAUAUUGUAAGAAUUUUCUGUUGUAUAUUAUCUUUACAUUUAUUACUAAAUGUUAUUCACUUUGAUUAUAAGGUUUUUUUGGUAAGAGAUAAACAUGCAAAAAACAGAAAUUCGCGAUGACAAACACUAAAUUUAGGACUCAAAUGUAAGAAUUCUUUAAUAUCUGUUAUUAUAUUAUUACAAAUAAAUUUGUAAACCGGAUGGUUGUCCAAAGUUAAAA
Molecule: messenger RNA, 1447 nt
Organism: Exaiptasia diaphana
Lineage: Eukaryota; Metazoa; Cnidaria; Anthozoa; Actiniaria; Aiptasiidae
Product: cysteine and histidine-rich domain-containing protein 1
Exons: 13
Coding region: 86-1066 (326 amino acids)
Source: RefSeq, a predicted model, not a curated record